UAACAGAUACAACUAAAGUACGUUCAACUUAAUACCUGCGUUGUAAACUGCGCUGCUUCUUCCAUCGAAAUAUAUAACGCAAUCCAAGCUAGCCUGAUAUUCUGCAUUAAAUAUAACAGUAAGAAGACACAUCACAUAUUAUGAACUCUACCACACAAUAGUUAAUAAUAUUCUGUAACGCGGUAAAACAGGCCCCUCCUUGUGUUUCAGUACCGGCUCUGUAACCACUUUCAGUUUUCAUUUAGGAGGAGAAAUAAGCAGACGGGACAUCUAUUUGGACUUAUAGCGAUCAACCUAACUCCAGUCCUCGACCAAGAAAGAGAAGAUGCCGUGGCCCAAGAAACCAACAGAAGCUAACUGGCAGAAAGACUUGGCAUCCCUCAUUUCCAACUUGGAUGAGGAAGAGAAAAAGAAGUUCCUUAAUGAAAUUGUGACAGUGGGAACUGACAAAAUCCCCUUGUCAAAACUUAAGGAUGCAGACCAGGAUACAAUGGCACAGGUCAUCGUUCGUCAUCAUGGCUUUGCUGCCUCUGUGGAUGUUGUUGCUGAGGUCAUGGCGAGGGUGCCUCGCAGAGACGAGUUUGUGGUUAAAACUAUUAAGAGAUACCAAGGAAAACGCAAGUCUGAAGAUGGGGAUGAAGAUGAAUCGCCUGCAAAGAAGAAGAAAUCCCCUCCUGCACCUGUGAUGCUGGACCUUGCAACUUUGAAGAGCUCUGGCAUGAAGGACUUGAAAGAUCCUAAAGUUGUUGUGCAGGUGUUGUCUGUCACUAAGCCCUUCACUUAUGUAACUGUUAGCAGUCAAAUCAAGGACUUGUUCUAUGCCACCGUUGCAGAUAGUACUGACUUUCUAGAGGUGAAAGUCUUUGAUGCUGCAAAGAAAAGUGUGUUCACCACAGGUGUUACCCUUGAGAUUUCGAAAUUCCGUUUCAAGGAUGGUUACUUGGAAGUGGUAGAUAAGACUUCAUGUGAAGAACAGGAAGACAAGGACCUUACCAUCUCCAAAGCUGUUACUCAGGGGUCCACAAAGUUCCUGACUAUUAAGGAGAUUAUGGCUCUGCCAGAGAAAACCUUUGUAAAAGGCUCGUUCGAAAUUUCAAAAAUUAACAAGGGAUUCAAGUGUCUUGGUGUAACUUUGAAGGACUCAACGGGAGAGAUUGACGUGGCCAUGUUUGGGACACUGAUGGAGCUAGUUCCUGAGGUUGGGAAGAGGCUAAACUUCAUCUGUUUUCAGCUAACAGAGUAUAAUGGUGCUCAGCAGCUGAAGUCCAUGUCUCACAGCUUUGCAGAGGUGACCUCCCAGUGAAAUAGUGUACCAGCGAUUCCUAGCAUUUCAUUUGUGAACAACCGGUGAAACAGUCGAGUUGAUAAAAUUUUUGUAUUUCAACCCCUUCAAAACAUAAUUUCAAGAAGUUCAUAAUUGUUUCCAUAUGCAUAGUGGGGGGGGGGGGGGGGGGACAUCAAGUGUUGUCUAAGUAUUUUUGUCAUAAUUUUUACCAGUUAUGUAACUUUAAUGCUUCUAUUAUCAAGUUAUGUUAAGAUGUCUUGGUGUUGCUUAUGAAAUAAACGAGAAAGUGCCUUUUUGA
Messenger RNA from Protopterus annectens (West African lungfish), 1583 nucleotides. RefSeq names its product interferon-activable protein 203-like. NCBI's taxonomy places the organism in Eukaryota, Metazoa, Chordata, Ceratodontiformes, Protopteridae. Bases 326 to 1303 code for a protein of 325 amino acids. Gene Ontology annotation, biological process: cellular response to interferon-beta; activation of innate immune response. The transcript is spliced from 6 exons. The record is from RefSeq and is a predicted model, not a curated record. Gene Ontology annotation, molecular function: double-stranded DNA binding.